GGUUCACCAUUGUAUUAAACAAACUAUAAUUCUCAUCGGAAGCAUUCAUCUACCUGAGAAAAAAAAUAGAGAGAAAUGGCGUCGGCGAUGGUGAGAUCUAGUCUUCGAACGGCUCUCCGAGGUGGCGUGCGUGUGAAUCCAUCUUCGACAAGGUCAUUCUCUUCCGGUGCAUCGGUUGAAGAAGAAGCUCGUGAGGCGGCGAAAUGGGAGAAGAUUACUUAUGUAGGAAUCGUUGCUUGCUCGAUUCUUGCAUUUGUUAACCUAUCAAAGGGUCAUCCUCAUUUCGAUGAACCCCCUCCGUAUCCAUACUUGCACAUUCGUAACAAGGAGUUUCCAUGGGGUCCAGAUGGGCUAUUUGAAGUCAAGGAACACCAUUAAGAGCUUGUGGAGGGAAUUCGGAAUAACGAUCUUCAUGUUUAUGUUUCAUUCAGUUAUUAUUGUUACCAUUCAGACUGCAUUCGCGUAGAAGUUGGUACUUGUAUUUCCUCCUUGCAAGGGAUUGCUUCUUUUUCACAGUAUUUCUUUUCUGGCAAAUAAGGGUUGGUGAAUAGGAUUGGUUCAACAUUGGUACCUUAAUUGUUUACUAACAACUUACUUUUUCAAUC
This is a messenger RNA of Cynara cardunculus var. scolymus (artichoke), 605 nucleotides long. RefSeq names its product cytochrome c oxidase subunit 6a, mitochondrial-like. Gene Ontology annotation, cellular component: mitochondrial inner membrane. Gene Ontology annotation, molecular function: enzyme regulator activity. Lineage: Eukaryota; Viridiplantae; Streptophyta; Magnoliopsida; Asterales; Asteraceae. The record is from RefSeq and is a predicted model, not a curated record. Gene Ontology annotation, biological process: mitochondrial electron transport, cytochrome c to oxygen. The coding region runs from base 76 to 378 and encodes 100 amino acids. The transcript has 4 exons.